AUGGGUUGUACCAUCGCAGAUCGUCACGCACAGUUUCUUUCAUGGAAAGAGAUCUUGGCAAACCAAGGAGAUCUAAGUCGCCUUGCUUCAGAGCAAUGUAUCUCGCUUUGGAACCAGUAUAAACAUCUCGAUAAUUAUCCGCCACUUUGGGGUGAUGAGAUCGAAUACCUCAUUGUGUCAUUGGAUCGACAGAACAAGACAGCCACUUUGGCUUUAAAACAGCAAGAUGUCUUAGAGAAAUGGGAAGUAUAUUCCCAAGGUCGCCAGAUGGCAUUCCAACUACACCCCGAGUCCAUGAUAUUCAUGGUGGAAGGAGUGGCUAAGCCCCCAUUUGGAGACAGCAUUCAGGCUAUGUCGCAGGUUGAAAACAAUAUGAGAGAGCGGCGAGUUGCAAUCCAAUCCUGCAUGGGAACGGAUGAACUGCCUCUCACCAUCCCUAUGUUUCCCCGGCUUGGAGCAUCUGGGAAAUUCACGAGUACUGGCCUUAUGACUAGCAAAAGGCUAUACUCCCAUGUUAUAUCUGAAGAUCUGUUCAGCCAUUUUGAAAGAUCUAAAGUGCUUUCCGACAAUCUGCGGGCUCGAAGGUGUAUUAUUGCUGAAGCCAAUGUCCCAAUCUUUCGAGAUGCCAAUACAGCCUGGCCGUGGAAGGAUGACUCGGUUGAUUGGGGGCAAUUUAAAGAAAACACAUCACUCCCACUGCCUACACCAUCCGUAAACUGUGUUUUACUCGACCAUUUUGCGUGGAGUGGCGGAGCUUGUGGGUUACAAACUACUUUCCAAGCUAAAAACCUAGACGAAGCACGCUCGCUGCAUGAUCAGCUCUGUCCGUUGAGUGCAAUCAUGUUAGCCCUUACAGCAGGAAGUCCCUGCUAUAAGGGUUACCUGGUAGACACGGAUAGUCGCUGGCAUGUUACAAAUGCGCUAGUUGACGAUCGAACAAUGGAAGAAAUCCUGAGUAAAAGCGGAAUGGAAAAGAACACGGUUACUUCACAGAUGCGGUGGUCCUUCAGUCCCCUAUAUGCUAGCCAUAAUGAUCAUAUCCCUAAAGGACACCAAUCCUAUAGCACUGGGAAUGCAGAGACUCGGGCCCUAUUCGAAGAAGCCGGAAUGGAUACGAACCUCUCUGAAUUCUUCUCGCAUAUGCUGAAAUUCGACCACUUGAUCUUAGACUCGAAGCAUCUGGAACCUAAAUCGCCCUCCGAUACAUACCAUUUCCGUGCUCUUAUCGGCAGUCUCUGGCCUGAUAUCCGCUUGAAGCCUCCAUUAGAUGGAACUGAUCCAGGUAUAGGGUGGCGCGUGGAAUUUCGUCCAAUGGAGGUUCAAGUGACUGACUUUGAAAAUGCCGCUUUUGUUGUUUUCAUGGCGCUGAUGCGUCGUGCGAUCUCACAUUUCAAACUGAGCUUGUAUAUUCCCAUGGAACUUGUGGGCGAGAAUAUAUGUCGAGCUGUGAUGAGGGACGCUGUCAACCAGAGUUUAUUCUGGUUCAGAGAAUGCGUUCUUCCGCAGGCCUCGGGAGACUCCUCAUCAUCUUAUCUGUCAGAAAGUGACUCUAAGUUAACUAGGGGUUACAGAGAGAUGGAGGCCCUGGAUUAG
Messenger RNA from Penicillium soppii, 1593 nucleotides. Its product is annotated as glutamate-cysteine ligase-like protein. Gene Ontology annotation, molecular function: glutamate-cysteine ligase activity. The coding region runs from base 1 to 1593 and encodes 530 amino acids. The record is from RefSeq and is a predicted model, not a curated record. The transcript is spliced from 8 exons. NCBI's taxonomy places the organism in Eukaryota, Fungi, Ascomycota, Eurotiomycetes, Eurotiales, Aspergillaceae. Gene Ontology annotation, biological process: glutathione biosynthetic process.